AUGCACGUCAAUUUGCUCGUAAUUCUUAUUUUGAUUUGUGUCUCAUGUCGAUUGAUAAAAACAUCCGAAGAUGAACACCGGUUAGUACAUUAUUUAUUUGCUGAACAAGAUUACAAUCCGUUGAUUCGACCAACACAAUAUUCGAAUGAAACAUUGGUCGUAUCCUUUGGACUGUUACUAGUGCAAUUAAUUCAUGUUUUCGAGAAAGAACAAGUGGUGAAAACGAAUACGUGGUUACACAUGAAAUGGUACGAUCCACAACUACGUUGGAACCCUCAACGAUAUGGUGGUAUCGACAAAAUCAAUAUUCCACAUGCACAUGUUUGGACACCGGACGUUGUUCUAUUGAAUAAUGCGGAUGGAAAUUAUGAAGUGACAUUCAAAUGUAAAGUAGUUCUCAUGCAUACAGGCAUUGUGCAUUGGGUUCCACCAGCGAUUUACAAGUCUUCUUGUCGUAUUGAUGUAAAAUAUUUUCCAUUCGAUAUACAAAAAUGUGAAAUGCGUUUUGCAUCGUGGACGUACAAUGCACGUGAGGUGAUGUUUGAGUAUUACUCCGAAGAAGACGAGAAGAAAAAUGAACUAACGAAACUAUUGCCACAGCAAGUCUACAGUGCGACAAGUAAUGAAUUGUACAAAGAUGAUUAUUUAGAAAGUGGCACAUGGGAUGUCGUUGGUAUACCAAGUCAAUUUGUACAUUACUAUUCCAAUACUUCCAAUCUGUCACCGGAUUAUAUCGAAAUUGUCGUUUUUAUUAAAAUGCGACGGAAAGCGUUGUAUUAUACAGUCAAUUUAAUCGUGCCAACAUUUCUGAUGACGAUUCUGAUAUGCAUCGUUUUCUGUUUGCCGACUGCUGCGGGAGAAAAAAUGACAUUGUGCAUGUCCAUACUUCUCGCAUUGAAUCUUUUUCAACUUCUCGUCACGAAAAUUCUACCACCGACAUCUGCUGUUGUUCCGCUAAUAGCGAAGUAUUUGCUAUUUACAUUUGCAUUGAAUGUUCUUGUGAUUAUCAAUACAGUGAUUAUUACGAACUUCUAUUAUCGAACGUCGAUGACGGACACGAUGCCGAACUGGUUACGAGAAAUAUUUUUGAAUAUUCUUCCAAGAUACCUUUGGUUGGAAUCAUCGAAACUUCGCGAGAAGCGAGUCGGAUACGAAUUGUCCUUAGGUAUCAACGAUGAACAAUUGCAUCAUAUAUACACGAAAGCCAAAGUCAAGAAAGAAAAUCGAUCUGAUUCCUCAGAUACAUCUUACAUCAACAAUAAACGUCGAACAUCGACGAUGUUAAUGAAAAGAAUCUCGCGUCCGAUUUAUCCUCCAAUUGAUGAAGGUGAUGUACGAAAUCCGAAUGGUCGUCAACGUCAAAUAAAUGAAAUGCGACGAGAUUUAAGACAAGCACUCAGUCAUAUUCGUAUCAUUGCUUCAGAUUGUGCGCGUCGAGCUUUACUCGAGUCUAUACGUGAUGAAUGGGAAUCCAUUGCAACUGUUAUCGAUCGUCUGCAAUUUGUUAUUUUUUUCACUAUAACAAUUCUCGGAUCACUUGCUCUACUUUUCCAAGUCUCACAUAUCUUCCUGAUGGAUCAUGGUGAUCCGAAGAAGCUCGUUCGAUUUUCCAAUCCGAAUAUGACCACUCACAAGUUACUUGGCACUGGUCGAACAUGA
Molecule: messenger RNA, 1659 nt
Organism: Adineta ricciae
Lineage: Eukaryota; Metazoa; Rotifera; Eurotatoria; Adinetida; Adinetidae
Source: the annotation of a GenBank genome assembly